AUGAUGCAAGAAGCCUGGCUGGAAGGUCCAAAGUACAAGGUCUUUUUACACUACAAUCGGAUUAUUUUCCUCUCUCUUCUCGGCCUACCAGUGUGCGUGGUUGGCAGAGUCACCAGCGGCCUUAGUAUCUGCAUGUUCUUGCAAGACAAGACAACGCCCCGAACAACCCGCAUGCUCCUGAUCGUCUUAUCUCUGACCGAUGUUCACUAUCUCCUCUUCUCCUUAAUCAUUUUCCAACCAAUGACUUUUUGUGAUUAUGACCCUCCCCUACGAGGGCCUCUUCUGACCCGCAUAAUUGGCGUGCUCGCGAAUGUUCUCGAAUAUUUCAGGAAUUGGGUAGUUGAACUGAUUAGCGUGGAACGCUUCGUAGUCAUCUGUUUACCCAUUCGCAGCAAAGUGUGGUGUAAUGAAAGGCUAACUACUCGCAUGAUAGCUGCCUAUUUUGUAUUUUCACAUCUGGUUCAACUUCCUAUCAUCUGCUACCUGGUCAUUGAAGAUGCUGGACUUCCCGUCAUCUCCUGCGCGGUAAUCGAGAAAGCGAUGCCAGCGUGA
Messenger RNA from Dibothriocephalus latus, 552 nucleotides. The record is from the annotation of a GenBank genome assembly. NCBI's taxonomy places the organism in Eukaryota, Metazoa, Platyhelminthes, Cestoda, Diphyllobothriidea, Diphyllobothriidae.